AUGGCAUUGUACAGAAGAUCAAAACUCUGUUUUGAUGCCAUAUUCAGUUGCUACAACGUGCCCAAAACACGAGAUCCGGUUUCAUUAGCUAUUUCUAAGCACAACAAUAUUAGAUAUUUCACUAAGUGUACAUAUAGUACAAACUGCCCUCUUAAAGUUUCUGCUAGAAAAUCUUUAUUUUCACCACGGGUAACAAUCGAUAGGAGCUUACGUUUUCAAUCUUUUGGUAGUGGUUAUCGAUCAUAUUACACUCGUGCACAAUUUGAACGAUGGCUUAGGGACCCUGAAAAUUUUUGGACAAUUGUAGCAUUUGCAGUAUCAGGAAUUGGUGCAACCAUUUAUUUUGGGACGGAAACUAUACCUUAUACAAAACGUAAGCAUAUUAUUUUAUUACCAAAAGUUUUAGAAAGAUGGUUAGGCGUGUUUGUGUUUGUACGGAUGAAGGGUGAAUAUAUACUUAGGAGAAAACUUUUGCCUGAAACGCACCCGGAUAGUAUUAGGGUGAAAAAAAUUGCAAAUGAUAUACUGGAGGCAUUGCAACGAGAGUUGAAGCAAAAAGAAAAAGAACUUUUGACAGAUUUGAAUAAUGAAAAAUCGGGUGAGUUUCUUGAUGUUAAGUGCGUGGAUCAAAGUUGUAGAAUGAAAGGGAACGAUAAUAACGUUGCGAUUGAGCAUCUUGAAGGAUUGAAUUGGGAGAUUUUGGUUGUGGAUGAUAAAAUGAUAAAUGCUUUUUGUGUACCUGGUGGGAAGAUUGUUGUGUUUACAGGGUUACUAAAACAUUUCACAACUGAUGAUGAGAUUGCUACCAUCAUUGGUCACGAGGUUGCACAUGCUGUGGCAAGACAUUCAGCAGAGACGAUUACAAAGUCCAUCUGGCUUAUAUUCGGGCAGCUACUUUUAGCGGAUUAUGUUAAGCCAGAUCAGGCCAGAACGAUAUCACACCUUCUUUUUGAGCUUCCUUUCUCCCGUAGGAUGGAGAUUGAAGCUGAUCACAUAGGGCUGUUGUUAAUGGCUUCUGCUGGGUACGAUCCACGGAUUGCACCAAAGGUAUAUGAGAAAUUGGGUAAAGUAGCAGGUGAUUUAGGAUUUCUAGAUUACCUUUCUACACAUCCAUCAGCCAAGAAAAGAUGUAAAUUGCUAUCUGAAGCCUCGGUCAUGAACGAAGCGCUUGCUAUUUAUCGCACUGACGAAAGUUUAGUAGAUUAG
Molecule: messenger RNA, 1206 nt
Organism: Erigeron canadensis
Lineage: Eukaryota; Viridiplantae; Streptophyta; Magnoliopsida; Asterales; Asteraceae
Product: mitochondrial metalloendopeptidase OMA1-like
Exons: 3
Coding region: 1-1206 (401 amino acids)
Cellular component (GO): membrane
Molecular function (GO): metalloendopeptidase activity
Source: RefSeq, a predicted model, not a curated record